Messenger RNA from Heteronotia binoei (common prickly gecko), 2661 nucleotides. RefSeq names its product catalase (gene CAT). Gene Ontology annotation, cellular component: mitochondrion; peroxisome; cytoplasm. Bases 358 to 1944 code for a protein of 528 amino acids. Lineage: Eukaryota; Metazoa; Chordata; Lepidosauria; Squamata; Gekkonidae. The transcript is spliced from 13 exons. Gene Ontology annotation, molecular function: catalase activity; heme binding. The record is from RefSeq and is a predicted model, not a curated record. Gene Ontology annotation, biological process: hydrogen peroxide catabolic process; response to hydrogen peroxide.
CUCUUUGAUCUUUUCUCGUCGGGCUCUGGAAGCGCCUUGGCGGACUGAGGCUCCACUUCGUUGCCGGUUCUUUUUCUCCCAUCUUAUCUCUCACCGAGUCAGCCAGUCAGCAUUCUUGAUAACCAGUAGCCAUUUCCAAGGAGCAAGGGGACCGAGCCAUUGGCUAGUGAGAAAGGGGCGGGCCCGCUGGUGGCGCUUGCUUCUUAUUUUCCUCUGCCUCUCGAAGUCGGGCGGGGGUGGUCGGUUGUUAUCGUGAGUGGAAGGAUCUUUGUUUUCUCACAGCCUGCUGCGAGUGCUGUGUGAAAAUCUGAAGCCUCCCAAUCCUCUCUUGCGGCUGGAGCCUUGGGGUCUGACAAGAUGGCUGCCCAGCGGAACAGCGCUAGUGAGCAAUUGAAGCGUUGGCAAGAGCUGCGGGGCUCACAGAAACCAGAUGCCUUGACCACGGGAGCAGGAAUUCCAGUGGGAGACAAGUUGAACAUCAUGACGGUGGGUCCACGAGGCCCUCUCCUAGUUCAAGAUGUGGUUUUCACUGAUGAGAUGGCACACUUUGACCGAGAAAGGAUUCCUGAGAGAGUUGUGCAUGCCAAAGGAGCAGGAGCAUUUGGUUAUUUUGAAGUGACUCACGAUAUCACAAAAUAUUGCAAAGCAAAGAUAUUUGAGCACAUAGGAAAAAGAACUCCACUUGCCAUCCGAUUUUCCACAGUUGCUGGAGAAUCAGGUUCAGCGGAUACAGUCCGUGAUCCUCGAGGAUUUGCAAUGAAAUUUUAUACAGAAGAUGGUAACUGGGAUCUUGUUGGAAACAACACUCCCAUCUUCUUUAUCCGGGAUGCAAUGCUGUUUCCAUCCUUCAUCCACACCCAAAAGAGGAAUCCACAGACUCAUCUUAAAGAUCCAGACAUGGUAUGGGAUUUCUGGAGUCUCCGUCCUGAGUCCCUACACCAGGUGUCAUUCCUGUUCAGUGAUCGUGGCAUUCCAGAUGGAUUCCGCCAUAUGAAUGGCUAUGGAUCACAUACUUUUAAACUAAUAAAUGCCAGUGGCAAAGCAGUAUACUGCAAAUUUCAUGCAAAGACUGAUCAGGGAAUCAAAAACCUUCCUGUUGAAGAAGCAGGGAGACUGGCUUCAGAAGAUCCUGACUAUGGUCUGCGUGAUCUCUAUAAUGCUAUUGCUAAUGGAAACUACCCAUCGUGGAGUUUCUACAUCCAGGUUAUGACAUUUGAGCAAGCUGAGAGAUUUCCAUUUAAUCCUUUUGAUGUAACUAAGGUUUGGCCUCAUAAAGAUUAUCCUCUCAUCCCUGUGGGAAAAGUUAUCUUAAACCGAAACCCUGUCAAUUAUUUUGCUGAGGUGGAACAAAUGGCUUUUGACCCAAGCAAUAUGCCUCCAGGCAUUGAACCGAGCCCUGAUAAAAUGUUACAGGGUCGUCUUUUCUCAUAUCCAGAUACUCACAGGCACCGUCUGGGACCCAACUAUCUUACAAUUCCAGUAAACUGUCCCUACCGAGCUCGAGUGGCCAAUUACCAGAGAGAUGGAUUUAUGUGUGUGUCUGACAACCAAGGUGGGGCCCCAAACUACUAUCCAAACAGUUUUACUGGUCCUGAGGAGCAGCCUGACUUGAAGGAGACACGUAUACUUCUUUCAGGCGACGUGACACGUUUCAAUAGCGCAAAUGACGAUAAUGUGUCUCAAGUACGAGACUUCUAUACCAAAGUACUGAGGGAGGAUGAACGCCAGAGGCUCUGUGAGAAUAUUGCUGGUCAUCUUAAGGAUGCUCAGAUAUUCAUACAGAAGAAAGCUGUGAAAAACUUUACUGAUGUUCAUCCAGACUAUGGUGCACGCAUUCAAGCCCUCCUGGACAAAUACAGUGCUCAAAGUAGCAAGAAGGAGAGUAUUCAUACCUAUACACAAACUUCAUCCCACACUGUUGCAAAGGAAAAGGCUCAUUUGUGAAUGGCGUCAUCUGUGAAUGAUCAUUAGUUGGUCCCAUUACCAAAUACUUUGUCACAUGGGACUUACAGCCAUCCAACUGGAAAAUAAGCUGUGGAAGAUGUUAACAAAAGUUAACAAAAAUGUUGCAAAAGUUUGUCUUGGGCUGGUAGCUUCAACUUAAAAUAGUCAAGAUUGCAAUUGUGAUUAGAGUUAAUAGAAUGAUAACCGUACGCCUUCUAACAUUAUCUGUCUAUGCUGGCAAUAAUUCUUACAUCAUAUGAAUAAAGUAUAUUCUACAAUAACUUGGUUGCUUUUUGCAUGUUUGUAGUUUUUGCUUUUUUAUUCUUUUAAUUCUUUCUGUAUCUAUAUUCUGAAAACAGAUCUUUCUGAUAUAUUUUAUAAGCAAGCUGAUACCAGUACUGCAAUUAAUGAACAAUAAUAAUUUUUUUGGUAUUAGGGCAAAUUUAAAGAAAUACAGAUAUUAAGACUUGCAGUUGCUGUUUCAUUAAGUGUAAUAUUGAUUAAGGUCAUUUGUAUAAUGCCUUUGAAAACUGCUUCUAUAACUUCUGCAAAAGAAUUAUAUGCAAGUAAAAGCUUAGCGUGCUGUGGUGCUAAAAUUUUAGCUUGCUAAAGCUAAGAUGCGGGAUUGAUUAAUAAGUGUAUUUGAACCAGAUGAUUUGAAAAGUGAUUUGGAUCUUAUUUACAAUGUAAAUGUUUAAAAUAAAAUUAUAAUAAAAA